This is a messenger RNA of Spizellomyces punctatus DAOM BR117, 1567 nucleotides long. RefSeq lists its product as uncharacterized. The record is from RefSeq and is a predicted model, not a curated record. The transcript has 2 exons. The coding region runs from base 176 to 1432 and encodes 418 amino acids. NCBI's taxonomy places the organism in Eukaryota, Fungi, Chytridiomycota, Chytridiomycetes, Spizellomycetales, Spizellomycetaceae.
AGAUAUCAAUGAUCUCUCCUUCCUUCCGAACUGUAUUUUAGGAUAUUCAGCCUUUCAACCGUGCUUGGCAUCUUUUUGAUUUUUUUUAUACCUCAUGAUUGUACGGUGAUAGGUUUCCUUUUCUCUUGUAAAGUUCUCCUUUUCUCUUUAAGUUUUUGUGGGUGGAUUUGACGACAUGGCUGAGGUGAUCACAUCUGUCGAGAAUGGUCCCAGUAAUCUCGAAUCUCAACCACAAAUCCAACCACAAUCCGAAUCCGCAACCCAAGAGGAGUCCAACACAACGGCCGCACCCGACUCUUCCGCAAAUCCAAAUUCGGCGCCCACUCACGGCCGUCGACGGACAUUUCUGCAGAAACUGUGGCUCAUUGUUGAAACCACAUACAAUGUCAUCCACCUGCUUAUCCUUAUCAUCUUUCUCUCCUUGUAUCGAUCAUCUUGCGAUGCACCGCUGAAUGUUUACCUGAUUGGUUUACUCGUCAUGGAGGUGGUCUACGGGGUGCCGGCCAAACCCAUCAUGUAUUUCGUGGACCGGCGACCAGAAUGGCGGACGAGCAAUGUUUGGAGGAGAGUGAGAAAGUUGUGGGGGACUUGUGCGGGGGUGGAUGUCGUGUGGUUUGUUGUUGGAAAUGUGUGGGUUUUCAGGAGCCAGACUUGCAAGACGCAGAAUCCCCAGCUCUACUGGCUUACUUUUGCCGAAAUUAUUGUUCGAUACGCCACGAUUGUCCUUCCCCUAACCCUCUUCCUCAUCCUUCUCUGCGUUUUCCGGGGCCGUGUUCGCCGAGAUAUGCUGGGGUACCCAGAACUCCAAACAGGGUUAACCCCUCUGGAACUCACCCGCCUCAAAACCUUUUCCUUUAAUGAACUUUCCCUCCCAUCUCAGGUUGAAAUCAUUGUAGAUGACUCUUCACAUACCCCAAAUUCCCACUUGUGCUCUGUUUGUCUCACCGAAUACGCCCCGCACGAUCGAUUAAGAGAGCUGGCAUGUCAUCACCGGUUCCAUAAAGCAUGUAUCGAUCAAUGGCUGUUGGAUGAUCCCCGUACGUUGACGGGUGGACAUCGGACUUGUCCGCUUUGUGUACGGGAGGCGAUAAAAGAAGAAGAUCGGGAUCCAGAAUGGGUUGCGAGAAAGAAGAGGGCAGAUGAAAUUGAGAGAACAGUUGAGGGGGAUAUGAGGAGGGCGGUGGAGGAGAGUAGGAGCGAAGCUGUGAGGAGAGCUGAGGCCGCCAGCGGAAGUGGGGAAGGUGGGGCACCUGCAAAUGCAGGUAACGCCCCAGGAUCUGAAGAUACCGGUGGGGAGGUCAGUGGAAAUCGGGAGAGUAGUGCCCCAACAAGGGCCGACGCUAACGGGCGGGAAAGCACAGAGUCAGUGGGAGAGUCUUGUGCUCGGCCUUCUGUGGAGGAGGUGCGGACAGAAUCUAUACAACAAACAUAAACGCGCAAUGUAACAAAUAUAUACUAUGUAGUUGCAUACCUCAUGCGUCGUAACCCUUAACAAGACCUAGAGGAUAUCUCUUCUCUAGUAUGAGCCAACAGCGUUGAUAACUGAUCCCGAUCAGUGGAACUGAUA